AUGCCCGAGGCACCUCCGGUGCCCCCGUCGCCCGCGGCGUCUCCCUCGGUCGACUCCUCAUCGGCCGCCUCGCCGCCCGUCGCUGCGGUCCCCGGGCCCAUGCUCACCCGCGCACGUGCGGGCGUGCGGCGGCCGUCUACACGCUACCCCCGCCGACCAGUACGUCCGUGCGGCGCUUCGGUCCGCCGCGUCCGCCUUCGGGCCAGCGGCAAGAGCGUCCUGCCGCACGACGGUGGAGCUCCUCCCAGCCGCAGACCCGGCCCGGCGCCCGGUCCGGCCGGUUUCCCGGCCGGCCAACCCGGCGCGCCGCCCGGCGUGCCGCCCGAUUCACCGCCCGGUCUGCGGCCCGGCCUGCCGCCCGGUCCGACCGGCCCACCGGCCCGCCGCCCGGCGCGCCACCCGGUUCUCCGCCCGGUCUGCCGCCCGGCCUACAACCCGGUCAGACCGCCCCCCGGCCGGCCCGCCCAGCCUGCCGCUGGCCGAACCGGCUCGGCGACCGGUCCGGCGACCGCUCCGUCGCCGGUGCCCACCUCGGCUCGCGCCGCCUUGCGCGACUGA
Molecule: messenger RNA, 558 nt
Organism: Lolium perenne
Lineage: Eukaryota; Viridiplantae; Streptophyta; Magnoliopsida; Poales; Poaceae
Source: RefSeq, a predicted model, not a curated record